Molecule: messenger RNA, 738 nt
Organism: Eruca vesicaria subsp. sativa (arugula)
Lineage: Eukaryota; Viridiplantae; Streptophyta; Magnoliopsida; Brassicales; Brassicaceae
Source: the annotation of a GenBank genome assembly
AUGCUGACACGAAAAGCUAUCCAGGAUUCAGAAACUUGUGUCGCACGAGAGAUAACUCACGAUCUCCUGAUCGAGAUUCUGGCGAGAUUGCCUGCGAAAUCGGUGUUGAGACUCAAGUGCCUCUCAAAGUUUUGGUCAUCCUUGUUCUGCUCCAGAUACUUCUGCGACCGUUUCUUUAUUGUCCCAUCCCGACCUCAACCUCGUCUGUUCAUGUCUUUAUAUUAUCUGGCUUGGACUGAUAUGCACACAUGUGUGCUUGUGAGUUUUGACAUGAGGUCUGAAGAGUUUGAUAUGAUAAAAGUACCUCGCAAGCCUGGAGAUAUAGGACCUAGUCUUAAGAAGAGGGUAACUCUUAUAGAGUAUGGUGGCGGCAAAAUUGCGGUAUUUGACUUCACCUAUCUCAAAAAGACUGGUACUGUGGAUCUGUGGGUUGUGGAAGAUUGGAGGAACAAGGAAUGGUCAAGUAAGACUCUGGUUUUGCAGCCUUCUCAGAUGUAUUUAGUCACUGAUAAUAGAUUAACGCCAAAGGGUACAACUCUUAAAGACAAGGUUUUCUUGAUACCGGAAAAAUUGGUUUCUCCCUUUUACUUUCUGUGCUAUGAUCUGCGAACCAAUGAUCUGAGAAAAUAUGAGAUCAAAGGCAUACCCGAUCACUGGUUUAGUAAGCCUGAAGCGACCAAAGAUUUCGACAUGGAAUUUAUGGAUUCAAAUGGGAGCAUCAAAUAUUUGGAAACUUGA